AUCAUUAUUUUCAUCGUAGUGGUGGACCGGCUUGAGCCAUUGGAGCGGCAGUCUCGUCUGGCGCUUUCAACUCGAACAUUCUAUCUGUUCCGUCCAAACCGAAACUCAAAAAUUAUGGCUAAGAUUGCGCGCAUUUUGGCUAUUGUUUUUUUCGCUCUUUGUACGACGAUCGGGUUGGAAGCUGCCAGAUUGAGCGAAACCGAAGUGGAUCCGGUGAUGCCCAAUUUUUACGCUUUUGACGUGCUCGAAGAUGGUGAGGUGGAGCGCCGGUUUUCAUUCAAUGGCAUUGCGCUCAAGGAAACGGCUGCAGUCUUCACGCUCAACGGGACCAAAGAAGGAGCUGUGCUCCGCCAAAUGACUGACGGACGUCAUUUGAUUCAGCUGAUAUACGACGCUGACCUGUCACUGCAAGAUUGCGAAUACAUCACAGAUACAGAGACGGCUCUUGCCUUCCAAGAGAAACUAACUAACGAAUAUCGGCAGUUAUCAUCCAUCGGUCACAACACUACCAUUCGCAUUAUCGAGAAACGGUCAGACCUGCCGGAAGAUCUUGCACGAUCAACUGUUUACCGUCGAAUGAAAGCGGAAUGCCGCCAGCUUCACUCACGUAUGCGCAAGGCUGCCCGUCAAUCUGAGGAUCAGUCAUCUGUCAGCAGGAGGAAACGCGAUAUCAUGAUGAUGCCUGGAACGAUUUGGUGCGGAUCCGGGCAUCGUGCCACCCAGUACAAGGAUUUGGGAGCAGAACAGGCCGUCGACCGCUGCUGCCGCCGUCAUGAUCACUGCCCGGAGACAAUCAAGAGUAAGAAAUCCAAGUACGACAUCACCAACAACCGACCGAUCACGAUAUCUGCGUGCGACUGCGAUGAGAGGAGAAGGCGUGAAGCAGAUGAUCUCUACAUAGUUCCCCACACGAAAUGGUGCGGUAAAGGUAAUCGGGCCGAUGGACCAUCUAACCUGGGCGGCUAUGCAGCAGCGGACAGGUGCUGUCGCCAGCACGACAUGCAGUGUCCCCAACACAUCACGGCCUGGUCCGAGAAAUUUGGUCUGUACAAUAGCCGGCCUUAUACGGCCAUGCAUUGCACUUGCGACGACAGAUUCCGUUCCUGUUUAAAGCAAGCUAACACGGCUGCCUCCAACUUGGUAGGCAAACUGUUCUUCAACAUCAUUCAAAUCAAGUGUUUUGUGCUCAAACCAGAGAAAGUUUGCAAGAAAAGCUCGUGGUGGGGGAAAUGUACACAGAAUGAAUGGAGAAAAAGAGCUCACCUCCGCGAUCCCAUUCCGUAUUGAAAUAAGCUUUUGUUCUUGUAAUGCUUCUUAAAAAAUACGAUUAGGAUUAUCGAUAAGAGCUCAGAUUCUUUCUGCCCACAAACGAGAGAGAAAACCAGUGUCGUUUUUUGUUUGUUUAUCAACAGCAUUAGUCGUGCCAGUCAGGAAAACUAUUUUCCUUUGUUCGUUUUUGCUUGCUUCAUUCCUCGCCAGUCUACCCUUCACGACACGAAACGAAAUUCUUUGGUCUGUAAAGCAUCUACGUCCAAUUUGUUGUUGAUAUUAUCGCCGAUCUGAAAAAGAUUUCGCAUUUAACGUAGCAGAAGAUAUUUUUUCUUCUAAUCUACUUUUGUGUAAAUGUCCCUAUACCGCGUCCGUGCAUAUUAUACGUGCGUGCAUGCUCUCUUAUCUAGAAGCCGAUUUCGGAAAUUCAAACGAAUUAUUUGAGUUGUUUCUAUUAACUCAAUUUGCCUUGCCAAUUGCAUCCUAUGAGUGUUCCAGUGUGGCCAAAUAAACAUGUCGUGUAACGUUUUGCGCAACGAUGUGGCAAUAGAA
This is a messenger RNA of Daphnia carinata, 1821 nucleotides long. RefSeq names its product group 3 secretory phospholipase A2-like. NCBI's taxonomy places the organism in Eukaryota, Metazoa, Arthropoda, Branchiopoda, Diplostraca, Daphniidae. The record is from RefSeq and is a predicted model, not a curated record. The transcript has 6 exons. Gene Ontology annotation, molecular function: A2-type glycerophospholipase activity. The coding region runs from base 115 to 1287 and encodes 390 amino acids. Gene Ontology annotation, biological process: arachidonate secretion; phospholipid metabolic process.